AUGCCUGACUUCCCUGUUCCUAUCGUCGGCCGCGAAGGCACGGGAACCCAUCCUCGUCUGUCUAUCGAUGACCUUCAAGUCAACAAACCCUUCCAAUUUGCUCUAUUCAUCAUGAGCUACCUUAUCAUCCAAGAACGUGAACCCGAAGCUCAACCUGGACAGGGGAGUGCCUCGGAAUUCGAAGCUAUCUUCAAGGCCUACUAUGAGGUCCUCAGCAAACCACCCGAAUCUGCUGCUUUGAUUUUUUCCACAGUUGCAGGUAUCCAUGGUCUUCCGUACCAGGCUUGGUCGGGCGAUCCAGAUCAUGUUAAGAAAGCGGACUAUGACAAGACCGAUCCGAAAGAUAUAGGGCCGAUGCCCUCGCGUUUCGGUGGGUAUUGUAACCACGGAAGUGUCCUCUUUCCGAGUUGGCAUCGUCCCUACGUUUUGGCCAUCGAACAAUCCAUAGGACUAAUUGCGGAAGCCCUUGCCAAAAUCCUUGAAGACAGCAAAGUCUUUCCACAGGGUAUAUGGACUCAAGCCGCAAAUGAGUUGCGAUUUCCCUGGUGGGAUUGGGCCAAAAAUGCCAAGGACGGAUUGCCAGUUGUACUAACCGACGAUCGGGUUUCUCUGGUCUUGAAAGGCACAACUGUGACGGCAACUUGCUCAAAUCCGUUGAGUUACUUUCCGUUCAAGUCUAUACCCGAUGGAUUUCAAGAUAUUACGGAUCCUGAGAGCAAAGUGACUGCCUACUUCGCAAAAUGGAAGCGGACCUUUCGCUACGCUAAGAGUGACCCCAAUCCUCCAGACAGCGAUAUCCCUGCGUUGAACGCGGCUUUGAAAAAGAACGCGCAGAGUCUUAGAGACCGUGUAUCUUCGCUCUUUACUUUGCCGCCGACUACAACUCCUCCAACGACCGCCUCUCGCAUCUAUGAUGAAUUUUCGAACCACACCGUUCAGUCCACAAAUCGGUUGCACUACUACACCGCUGACUCCCUCGAAGGAGUUCACGAUUCAAUCCACGACAUUUUCGGUGGAAAUGGCCACAUGUCGUAUCCGGACUAUGCUGGGUUCGAUCCUAUAUUCUAUAUCCAUCAUUGCAACGUCGAUCGACUCUACGCGCUCUGGGAAUAUGUAUAUCCAAAAGAAUGCUACAUCGGAAAAUGGGAGGACAAUGGAGCCGUGUACCCAUUUACACAAAGCCAGGGGACUUAUGCGCUGGUUUAUAACUCUGAACUCUUGGGACAAACCGAACUUGCACCUUUCCGACGUAAAGACGAAGGAUAUUGGACCUCUGAUGAUGUCAGAUACUUUGUCGACAGUAAAGUACCCAAAUACUACACCUACCCUGUUGUUGCUGGCGAAGUUGACGUUUCCAAGCCUGCUACGGCUUCCGAUCGUGAAAAAUAUCGUAAACUUCUUCAGGACUACUAUGGUGUUGAUAAAUCUUUCACCAUGUUGCCGCCUAAAUUGGCUUCGUUCGUCAAGCCUGCCGUUCAAGAUAGUGACUCUGACACUGGUGUUCAACUACGGGAUACCGUACGGAUCGUAAUUGGCGUUCAAACGCCCGAAUCCGCGUUUAAUGGUCCCUACUCGAUUGAAGUCGGCUAUACGGAUAGAAACGAUCACAAGGAACACGUUGGCACCAUUAGUGUCUUCGCCCGUCAACCCGAUUCCAACUGUGCAGCCUGCAAAGCGAAACGUCAAUUGGGAUCGACUAUCCACGGUAUUCUCCCUGUACCUAACAACAUCGUUCAGGACCUAGUGGAGGCCCUCGGCCAAGACGUCGAACCCGCUGCUCCCGAAGCUCUCAUUGAUGAACUUAAAAGUCGUCUAUCCGCGACGAUUUUGGAUCGGCAUAAGAUUCCUGUGGGGCAUGCGAAAGGCUCUGGGCACCAGAUUGGCUGGGACAGUCCGGAGGCGCUUGAACCAUAUGUUACGCCGGUGAUAACGGUAGCUUCGGCUUACGUUGCUAGGGUCGGAGGGGGCAGGGAUAGGGAUGGGGAACCGAAAGGGCCGGUGAAAUGGGAUGGUUGGACGAAUCAUGGGGAGGUGUUCCGUCCUGAUCUGGGAAAGACUGGAUGGAGGUCUGCCUAA
Messenger RNA from Marasmius oreades (fairy-ring Marasmius), 2076 nucleotides. RefSeq lists its product as uncharacterized. Gene Ontology annotation, molecular function: oxidoreductase activity. The coding region runs from base 1 to 2076 and encodes 691 amino acids. The transcript has 18 exons. The record is from RefSeq and is a predicted model, not a curated record. NCBI's taxonomy places the organism in Eukaryota, Fungi, Basidiomycota, Agaricomycetes, Agaricales, Marasmiaceae.